AUGAAACAGCAGGGAGCAGAUUUCCAGAGAUCUGGGAAAGCACCUGAAAAACAGAAACGCCAUACCAAGAACGGUGAGGCUCUGGAGCCCGUACAGGCAGCCUUUGCCUCAACACCGUGCAAGUUUCAAGAGCUGCCACCCCUGAUUGUGCAAACAGGCAUCAUAUCAGGCCUCGAAGGUGACAAGAAGCAGCCCAAGAAGCAAGCUGAGGAGCUGGACAAGGAAGAUAAGUCAUUCAGUCAGAAACAGAAGGAGGAGCAGAAGAAACAUGAGGCGCUAAAAGCAAAGGCCAUAGAAAAAAGCCACCUGGCUACAGGUGGAAUUAGGAAAUCUGGCAAAAAGUAA
Molecule: messenger RNA, 345 nt
Organism: Cervus elaphus (red deer)
Lineage: Eukaryota; Metazoa; Chordata; Mammalia; Artiodactyla; Cervidae
Product: translation machinery-associated protein 7-like
Exons: 4
Coding region: 1-345 (114 amino acids)
Source: RefSeq, a predicted model, not a curated record